CUCACAAAAUCUCCUCCUUCUCGUCACUUGGAAAAAGCUGGGAAAGAAAUGUUUCAUUCAAAGGGGACAUUCUCGAAUGGUUCCCUACUUUUCCCGCUCAUUUUGCUCAUUGUUCUUGAGGUACAUUCUCUGUAUCUUUCGCGAUCGUCUUGACCACCUCCCCGGCGCCACAGCAUCGACCAGCAAGACACGACAGCAAGCGGUUCGCCCAUCACACAUUUCAACUUGUGUCUAUCACCGCCACACAAGACUCACUGCAAACUAUCGCCAUCUCCAGCAUUUUCCAUCCCGAACGAGUCCACAUCAAAGUUUGAUAUACCCGCAAAUUUCCUGCCUGUUUCAUUCAGGACAUCCACAAGGGGAGAAAUUUCCUUGUUCAUGGCUCGUAAAUCUAUCGGUCAGGUGGCCGAGUGGUUAUGGCGCUAGUUUCAGGCUAAGAACUAAAAACAGUGCUGAAGACAAGAUUACUAGUGGAGCAAUCUUCGUGGGUUCGAGUCCCACCCUGAUCAAAUUUUUGCCGCUUCCGUUUGAUAUAUGAUAUGGUAAUGGUUUCAAAUGGGAGUUGACGUUUUGCAUGUAGAUGAUAGGAGGGAGAGGUGCGGUAGUUUGUAGCUUUUGACCGGUAAAGAGCACUUUGUAGCAGGUUCGUUAGGCAGACGACGGAAAGGCACAGUCUUGCUCGAGGAAGGAACGAUGGGACAGUCAAGCGUGGUCA
Messenger RNA from Dissoconium aciculare CBS 342.82, 715 nucleotides. RefSeq lists its product as uncharacterized. The transcript has a single exon. The record is from RefSeq and is a predicted model, not a curated record. The coding region runs from base 77 to 538 and encodes 153 amino acids. Lineage: Eukaryota; Fungi; Ascomycota; Dothideomycetes; Mycosphaerellales; Dissoconiaceae.